AUGUCUCAACUUCCGAGCAUUCGAUGGGGCAUUGUUGCUACCGGAAUGAUUUCUGAAUGGUUCGUCAAGGACUUGAUCUUGUCUCGGCCAGAUGCCAAAGUCCACCACAUUGUCCAAGCCAUUGGUAGCUCUUCCGCUGCCAAAGGGAAAACAUUUGCGGAGAAGCAUUGCCCUGAGAGCAAUCCGGCAAUCUAUGGCAGCUAUCAAGGCGUUUAUGAUGACCCAAACGUCGACCUGGUCUAUAUCGGCACGCCUCACUCUUUCCAUAAGAAAAACUGCCUGGACGCAAUUUCCGCUGGCAAAGCAGUUCUCUGCGAGAAAGCAUUCACUCUGAACGCUCGCGAUGCGCGCGAGGUUUUUGAAGCGGCAAAGAAGAAGAAUGUCUAUGUGGCAGAAGCAAUGUGGCUUCGUCAUCGACCCCUCGUUCAUGACCUCAAGAAGCUUCUCCACGAAGAUAAGGUCAUUGGCGACGUUCUUCGCUCUUUCUCUGAUUUCGGGAUCGAGAAGGAUAUCGCGAAUCUCCCUGCAACAUCGAGAUAUAAGGAUCCUGCAUUGGGUGCAGGCUCUCUUCUGGACUUGGGUGUCUAUGCCCUGACAUGGGCAACGAUCGCCCUAGACGCUAACAAUCCCAACAAUGCUGAGAAUCCGGCCAUCUUAGCCUCCCAGACGCAUUCUGAUAAUGUCGAGGUGGCAACCAGUGUCAUUCUCAAGUACCCCGCGACCGGUCGACAAGCUGUGGUUACUUCCACAACAAACGUGAUCGGUAACCCUGACUUACUGACUCGCAUUGAAGGCACCAAAGGGUCUAUUGAAGUAACUGGACUAAUAUCAUCUUUUCCAAGCGGCUUCAGAGUAUACCCAAAGUUCGUGGGUUCGGCGGUGGCCGGCACACUGACCAGGGCAGAGGGCAAAGUGUACGACUACCCCGUCCUCGGGAAAGGAUACCACUUUGAAGCGGAUAACACUGCUCUGGACGUGUUGGCGGGUCGUCUAGAAAGUUCGACCAUGCCUUGGUCUGAAACGAUUCGAAUGAUGGAGGUUAUGGAUGAGAUUCGCCGACAGGGUGGGACGGUAUAUGGCGAAGAUUCGGCUUAA
Messenger RNA from Ilyonectria robusta, 1095 nucleotides. RefSeq names its product dimeric dihydrodiol dehydrogenase. NCBI's taxonomy places the organism in Eukaryota, Fungi, Ascomycota, Sordariomycetes, Hypocreales, Nectriaceae. The coding region runs from base 1 to 1095 and encodes 364 amino acids. The record is from RefSeq and is a predicted model, not a curated record. The transcript is spliced from 2 exons. Gene Ontology annotation, molecular function: nucleotide binding.